AUGUUAAUGCCUUCCAUUCCUCCAGAUGCCACAGCCAAAGAUCCACCCAGGUUCAAGUUGGCUACUCCUUCAGAUGCCACCAUCAGCCUGGUGAAUGGCACGAACCGCUGCGAGGGUCGUGUGGAGAUUUCACACUCUGGGGGCCAGGGCACCGUCUGCGACGAUGGCUGGGACCUGAAAGAUGCCCAGGUGGUGUGCAGGCAGCUGGGAUGUGGCACUGCUGUUUCUGCAACAUCAGAGGCCUCCUUUGGACAAGGCAGUGGCAACAUCUACCUGGACGACGUGAGCUGCACAGGGUCGGAAUCGUCCCUCUUCCAGUGCAGCCACAAUGGCUGGGGCGUCCACAACUGUCGCCACAGUGAAGAUGCUGGUGUUGUGUGCUCAGAUGUCACCAUCAGCCUGGUGAAUGGCACGAACCGCUGCGAGGGUCGUGUGGAGAUUUCACACUCUGGGGGCCGGGGCACCGUCUGUGACGAUGGCUGGGACCUGAAAGAUGCCCAGGUGGUGUGCAGGCAGCUGGGAUGUGGCACUGCUGUUUCUGCAACAUCAGAGGCCUCCUUUGGACAAGGCAGUGGCAACAUCUACCUGGACGACGUGAGCUGCACAGGGUCGGAAUCGUCCCUCUUCCAGUGCAGCCACAAUGGCUGGGGCGUCCACAACUGUCGCCACAGUGAAGAUGCUGGUGUUGUGUGCUCAGGUACCACUGAUUUGACUGCCUAUGUCACCAUCAGCCUGGUGAACGGCACGAACCGCUGCGAGGGUCGUGUGGAGAUUUCAUACUCUGGGGGCCAGGGCACCGUCUGCGACGAUGGCUGGGACCUGAAAGAUGCUCAGGUGGUGUGCAGGCAGCUGGGAUGUGGCACUGCUGUUUCUGCAACAUCAGAGGCCUCCUUUGGACAAGGCAGUGGCAACAUCUACCUGGACGACGUGAGCUGCACAGGGUCGGAAUCGUCCCUCUUCCAGUGCAGCCACAGUGGCUGGGGCGUCCACAACUGUCGCCACAGUGAAGAUGCUGGUGUUGUGUGCUCAGGUGCCUUCAUGCUAAUAUCUCUUCUCAAGUUUUCCGUACCUCCUUCUUUCCCAGGUGCCACCAUCAGCCUGGUGAACGGCACGAACCGCUGCGAGGGUCGUGUGGAGAUUUCACACUCUGGGGGCCGGGGCACCGUCUGCGACGAUGGCUGGGACCUGAAAGAUGCCCAGGUGGUGUGCAGGCAGCUGGGAUGUGGCACUGCUGUUUCUGCAACACCAGAGGCCUCCUUUGGACAAGGCAGUGGCAACAUCUACCUGGACGACGUGAGCUGCACAGGGUCGGAAUCGUCCCUCUUCCAGUGCAGCCACAGUGGCUGGGGCGUCCACAACUGUCGCCACAGUGAAGAUGCUGGUGUUGUGUGCUCAGAUGCCUCCACCAUCAGCCUGGUGAAUGGUAGGAACCGCUGCGAGGGUCGUGUGGAGAUUUCACACUCUGGGGGCCGGGGCACCGUCUGCGACGAUGGCUGGGACCUGAAAGAUGCCCAGGUGGUGUGCAGGCAGCUGGGAUGUGGCACUGCUGUUUCUGCAACAUCAGAGGCCUCCUUUGGACAAGGCAGUGGCAACAUCUACCUGGACGACGUGAGCUGCACAGGGUCGGAAUCGUCCCUCUUCCAGUGCAGCCACAGUGGCUGGGGCGUCCACAACUGUCGCCACAGUGAAGAUGCUGGUGUUGUGUGCUCAGGUGCCACCAUCAGCCUGGUGAACGGCACGAACCGCUGCGAGGGUCGUGUGGAGAUUUCACACUCUGGGGGCCGGGGCACCGUCUGCGACGAUGGCUGGGACCUGAAAGAUGCUCAGGUGGUGUGCAGGCAGCUGGGAUGUGGCACUGCUGUUUCUGCACCAUCAGAGGCCUCCUUUGGACAAGGCAGUGGCAACAUCUACCUGGACGACGUGAGCUGCACAGGGUCGGAAUCGUCCCUCUUCCAGUGCAGCCACAAUGGCUGGGGCGUCCACAACUGUCGCCACAGUGAAGAUGCUGGUGUUGUGUGCUCAGGUACCACUGAUUUGACUGCCUAUGCCUCCACCAUCAGCCUGGUGAAUGGUAGGAACCGCUGCGAGGGUCGUGUGGAGAUUUCACACUCUCGGGGCCAGGGCACCGUCUGCGACGAUGGCUGGGACCUGAAAGAUGCCCAGGUGGUGUGCAGGCAGCUGGGAUGUGGCACUGCUAUUUCUGCAACAUCAGAGGCCUCCUUUGGACAAGGCAGUGGCAACAUCUACCUGGACGACGUGAGCUGCACAGGGUCGGAAUCGUCCCUCUUCCAGUGCAGCCACAAUGGCUGGGGCGUCCACAACUGUCGCCACAGUGAAGAUGCUGGUGUUGUGUGCUCAGGUACCACUGAAGAUGUCACCAUCAGCCUGGUGAAUGGCACGAACCGCUGCGAGGGUCGUGUGGAGAUUUCACACUCUGGGGGCCGGGGCACCGUCUGUGACGAUGGCUGGGACCUGAAAGAUGCCCAGGUGGUGUGCAGGCAGCUGGGAUGUGGCACUGCUGUUUCUGCAACAUCAGAGGCCUCCUUUGGACAAGGCAGUGGCAACAUCUACCUGGACGACGUGAGCUGCACAGGGUCGGAAUCGUCCCUCUUCCAGUGCAGCCACAAUGGCUGGGGCGUCCACAACUGUCGCCACAGUGAAGAUGCUGGUGUUGUGUGCUCAGAUGUCACCAUCAGCCUGGUGAACGGCACGAACCGCUGCGAGGGUCGUGUGGAGAUUUCAUACUCUGGGGGCCAGGGCACCGUCUGCGACGAUGGCUGGGACCUGAAAGAUGCCCAGGUGGUGUGCAGGCAGCUGGGAUGUGGCACUGCUGUUUCUGCAACAUCAGAGGCCUCCUUUGGACAAGGCAGUGGCAACAUCUACCUGGACGACGUGAGCUGCACAGGGUCGGAAUCGUCCCUCUUCCAGUGCAGCCACAGUGGCUGGGGCGUCCACAACUGUCGCCACAGUGAAGAUGCUGGUGUUGUGUGCUCAGGUGCCACCAUCAGCCUGGUGAACGGCACGAACCGCUGCGAGGGUCGUGUGGAGAUUUCACACUCUGGGGGCCGGGGCACCGUCUGCGACGAUGGCUGGGACCUGAAAGAUGCCCAGGUGGUGUGCAGGCAGCUGGGAUGUGGCACUGCUGUUUCUGCACCAUCAGAGGCCUCCUUUGGACAAGGCAGUGGCAACAUCUACCUGGACGACGUGAGCUGCACAGGGUCGGAAUCGUCCCUCUUCCAGUGCAGCCACAAUGGCUGGGGCGUCCACAACUGUCGCCACAGUGAAGAUGCUGGUGUUGUGUGCUCAGGUUUCCAAGAUGCCUCCACCAUCAGCCUGGUGAACGGCACGAACCGCUGCGAGGGUCGUGUGGAGAUUUCACACUCUCGGGGCCAGGGCACCGUCUGUGACGAUGGCUGGGACCUGAAAGAUGCCCAGGUGGUGUGCAGGCAGCUGGGAUGUGGCACUGCUAUUUCUGCAACAUCAGAGGCCUCCUUUGGACAAGGCAGUGGCAACAUCUACCUGGACGACGUGAGCUGCACAGGGUCGGAAUCGUCCCUCUUCCAGUGCAGCCACAGUGGCUGGGGCGUCCACAACUGUCGCCACAGUGAAGAUGCUGGUGUUGUGUGCUCAGGUACCACUGAUUUGACUGCCUGUGCCACCAUCAGCCUGGUGAACGGCACGAACCGCUGCGAGGGUCGUGUGGAGAUUUCACACUCUGGGGGCCGGGGCACCGUCUGCGACGAUGGCUGGGACCUGAAAGAUGCCCAGGUGGUGUGCAGGCAGCUGGGAUGUGGCACUGCUGUUUCUGCACCAUCAGAGGCCUCCUUUGGACAAGGCAGUGGCAACAUCUACCUGGACGACGUGAGCUGCACAGGGUCGGAAUCGUCCCUCUUCCAGUGCAGCCACAAUGGCUGGGGCGUCCACAACUGUCGCCACAGUGAAGAUGCUGGUGUUGUGUGCUCAGAUGCCUCCACCAUCAGCCUGGUGAAUGGUAGGAACCGCUGCGAGGGUCGUGUGGAGAUUUCACACUCUCGGGGCCAGGGCACCGUCUGCGACGAUGGCUGGGACCUGAAAGAUGCCCAGGUGGUGUGCAGGCAGCUGGGAUGUGGCACUGCUAUUUCUGCAACAUCAGAGGCCUCCUUUGGACAAGGCAGUGGCAACAUCUACCUGGACGACGUGAGCUGCACAGGGUCGGAAUCGUCCCUCUUCCAGUGCAGCCACAAUGGCUGGGGCGUCCACAACUGUCGCCACAGUGAAGAUGCUGGUGUUGUGUGCUCAGAUAAGCCACAGGCAUCUCCCUAUGUCUAUCUGGUGAACGGAAGGCACCAAUGUGAAGGUCGUGUUGAGAUCUACUACCGAGGACAGUCGGGGACAGUUUGUGAUGACUUCUGGGACCUCGCGGACGCCCAGGUUGUGUGCAGGCAGGUGGGAUGUGGCAAGGCCAUUGCAGCUCUAGGAAGUGCCUACUUCGGGCAAGGCUCGGGUGACAUCGUGCUGGACAACGUGAGGUGCAGCGGGAAUGAGGUGUCCUUGCUGCGCUGCAAUCACACGGGCUGGAGGAUCCACAACUGUGCCCACUAUGAAGAUGCUUCUGUUGUCUGUUCAGAUAAGAAGGACUAUGCCAUCAGACAUGCCAGAGAUGUCCACCUCAACAGAGAUGUCCACCGCACAAGAGACGUCCACCGCACCAGAGACGACCACAUUCACAAGGAUGAUAACCUCAUCAUUGAUGAGCACCUCAGAGAAAACAUCUAUGGGAGCAGAGGACAGCACACCAGAGUGACCCGAACCCCUGGCACAUGUCCCACUGGUGGAUUUUGGUGCCAUCCCUUGGAAGCAGCCAUGCUGACCUCUCUUGGGCCCAGCGUGCGGCUGUCGGGCGGCAGGAACGGCUGCGAGGGCCGCGUGGAGCUGUACGACGGCAGCUCCUGGGGGACGGUGUGUGACGACCAGUGGGACCUGCAGGAUGCCCAAGUGGUGUGCCAGCAGCUGGGCUGUGGCCAGCCCGUGGCUGCACUGGACACUGCACACUUUGGCCUGGGCUCUGGCCGCAUCUUCCUGGACGAUGUGCAGUGCCGUGGGGACGAGCCCUCCCUCCAGAUGUGCCAGCACAACGGCUGGGGCGUGCACAACUGCGGGCACGUGGAGGAUGCCAGUGUCAUCUGUGCAGCUGCCAAUCCAACCCCUCCUGCUCAGUGGCCGUACACAACAGGGCCCAGCGUGCGGCUGUCGGGCGGCAGGAACGGCUGCGAGGGCCGCGUGGAGCUGUAUGACGGCAGCUCCUGGGGGACGGUGUGUGACGACCAGUGGGACCUGCGGGAUGCCCAGGUGGUGUGCCAGCAGCUGGGCUGUGGCCAGCCCCUGGACGCCCCACAAAAUGCACACUUUGGCCUGGGCUCCGGCCGCAUCUUCCUGGACGACGUGCAGUGCCGCGGGGACGAGCCCUCCCUCCAGAUGUGCCGGCACAACGGUUGGGGCGUGCACAACUGCGAGCACGGGGAGGAUGCCAGUGUCAUCUGUGCAGAGAGGGCACACUGGUCCUACAGCUUGAAUUUUCACGACCAUGUUCAUGACCAUGUCCAGUCCGUGUCCGUAAACUGCCACAAGCCUCACUUCCCUUCUGUUCACUCCUUCUUCUUCUUUGCAGCCGCCAAUCCAAGCGCUCCUUCUCAAUGGCCACUCACAACAGGGCCCAGCGUGCGGCUGUCGGGCGGCAGGAACGGCUGCGAGGGACGCGUGGAGCUGUACGACGGCAGCUCCUGGGGGACGGUGUGUGACGACCAGUGGGACCUGCGGGAUGCUCAGGUGGUGUGCCAGCAGCUGGGCUGUGGCCAGCCCGUGGAUGCCCCACGGAAUGCUCGCUUCGGCCCGGGCUCUGGCCGCAUCUUCCUGGACGACGUGCAGUGCCGCGGGGACGAGCCCUCCCUCCAGAUGUGCCGGCACAACGGCUGGGGCAUGCACAACUGCGGGCACGUGGAGGAUGCCAGUGUCAUCUGUGCAGGUGCCGUGCGGCUGUCGGGCGGCAGGAACGGCUGCGAGGGCCGCGUGGAGCUGUACGACGGCAGCUCCUGGGGGACGGUGUGUGACGACCAGUGGGACCUGCGGGAUGCCCAGGUGGUGUGCCAGCAGCUGGGCUGUGGCCGGCCCCUGAGCGCCCCAGGCAACGCUCGCUUUGGCCCGGGCUCCGGCCGCAUCUUCCUGGACGACGUGCAGUGCCGCGGGGAUGAGCCCUCCCUCCAGAUGUGCCGGCACAACGGCUGGGGCGUGCACAACUGCAGGCACGGGGAGGAUGCCAGUGUCAUCUGUGCAGCUCCCCAGCCAACCCCUCCUCCUCAACAGCCACUCACAACAGGGCCCAGCGUGCGGCUGUCGGGCGGCAGGAACGGCUGUGAGGGCCGCGUGGAGCUGUACGACGGCAGCUCCUGGGGGACGGUGUGUGACGACCGGUGGGACCUGCGGGAUGCCCAGGUGGUGUGCCAGCAGCUGGGCUGUGGCCGGCCCCUGAGUGCCCCAGGGAACGCUCGCUUUGGCCCGGGCUCCGGCCGCAUCUUCCUGGACGACGUGCAGUGCCGCGGGGACGAGCCCUCCCUCCAGAUGUGCCGGCACAACGGCUGGGGCGUGCACAACUGCAGGCACGGGGAGGAUGCCAGUGUCAUCUGUGCAGCUCCCCAGCCAACCCCUCCUCCUCAACAGCCACUCACAACAGGGCCCAGCGUGCGGCUGUCGGGCGGCAGGAACGGCUGCGAGGGCCGCGUGGAGCUGUACGACGGCAGCUCCUGGGGGACGGUGUGUGACGACCGGUGGGACCUGCGGGAUGCCCAGGUGGUGUGCCAGCAGCUGGGCUGUGGCCGGCCCCUGAGCGCCCCAGGCAACGCUCGCUUUGGCCCGGGCUCCGGCCGCAUCUUCCUGGACGACGUGCAGUGCCGCGGGGACGAGCCCUCCCUCCACAUGUGCCGGCACAACGGCUGGGGCGUGCACAACUGCAGGCACGGGGAGGAUGCCAGUGUCAUCUGUGCAGCUCCCCAGCCAACCCCUCCUCCUCAACAGCCACUCACAACAGGGCCCAGCGUGCGGCUGUCGGGCGGCAGGAACGGCUGCGAGGGCCGCGUGGAGCUGUACGACGGCAGCUCCUGGGGGACGGUGUGUGACGACCAGUGGGACCUGCGGGAUGCCCAGGUGGUGUGCCAGCAGCUGGGCUGUGGCCGGCCCCUGAGCGCCCCAGGCAACGCUCGCUUUGGCCCGGGCUCCGGCCGCAUCUUCCUGGACGACGUGCAGUGCCGCGGGGACGAGCCCUCCCUCCACAUGUGCCGGCACAACGGCUGGGGCGUGCACAACUGCAGGCACGGGGAGGAUGCCAGUGUCAUCUGUGCAGCUCCCCAGCCAACCCCUCCUCCUCAACAGCCACUCACAACAGGGCCCAGCGUGCGGCUGUCGGGCGGCAGGAACGGCUGCGAGGGCCGCGUGGAGCUGUACGACGGCAGCUCCUGGGGGACGGUGUGUGACGACCGGUGGGACCUGCGGGAUGCCCAGGUGGUGUGCCAGCAGCUGGGCUGUGGCCGGCCCCUGAGCGCCCCAGGCAACGCUCGCUUUGGCCCAGGCUCCGGCCGCAUCUUCCUGGACGACGUGCAGUGCCGUGGGGACGAGCCCUCCCUCCAGAUGUGCCGGCACAACGGCUGGGGCGUGCACAACUGCAGGCACGGGGAGGAUGCCAGUGUCAUCUGUGCAGCUCCAGUGGCCACCUCAACACCUCCACCAGCACCUUAUUUUUGUGGUGGCUCAGUCUCAGAUUCCUCUGGGGUGCUGCAGAGUCCCAACUAUCCUGGAAAUUAUCCAAACGACGCUGACUGCGUGUGGGAAAUACAAGUAGAGAACAAUUUCCGUGUAACGCUCACAUUUAGAGAUAUUGUGAUGCAAAGCAGGACGUGCCAGCAUGACUACAUUGAAGUCUAUGAUGGACCUCUCCACUCUUCCCCUCUUCUUGGGAGAUUCUGUUCUGGUUCCUUUCCCACAUACGUGUCCUCUUCGAACAUGAUGAGUGUUCGCUUCCACAGCGAUUCCAGAUACUCCUUCAGAGGGUUUCAGGCUCACUACUCCUCCAUUCCAGCAGGUCACAACACCACCAUUCAGUGCUUGCCGGACUACAUGCACGUAGUGGUCAGCAGAGACUACCUCCAGUCUCAGGGCUACUCAGCUCAGAGGGUCACCCUGAACGACAACCGCUGCAGACCGACAGUCACGUCACAGGAGGUUGUAUUCAACAUUCCCUACAACAGCUGUGGGACAAUACAAGAGGAUGAAGGGCACGGCAUCACUUACACCAACACCAUCUCCCUGGCUCCAGCUGGCAACGUCAUCACCCACCAGAGGAACACCGAGAUCACUGCACAGUGCAGGAUGAGGAGCAAUGAAACCUUGGAACUCAUUUACACCACAACAAAAAAAGCCAUCCAAAACCUGGCUGCUCGGGGGAAGUAAAACGUCAGCAUGGCCUUCUACGAGCCAGAUUUGUUCUCCAAGCCCAUAAAAUACUCUCCAUACUACAUAGACUCGAACCAAACGCUCUUUGCUGAAGUGACUCUUCAUUCCACUGCCCCAAAUCUCCAGGUGUUCAUUGAUACCUGCACUGCAUCUCCACAGCCUGAUUUUGGAUCGCUGACAUACGACCUCAUCAGGAGUGGCUGCAAUAAAGAUGACACUGUGGUAACCUACCCAGCAUUUGAAAACCAUGGCAGAUUCAAAUUUAGGGCCUUCAGGUUCCUGAGGAGCUUCCCAUCAGUUUAUCUCCAGUGUGACGUUGUGAUCUGUGACAGCAAUACCACCAACUCUCGCUGUGCCAGAGGCUGCAUCUCCAGGCAGAAAAGAGCCACCUCUCCAUACACAUGGAAAACUAACACUGUGGUGGGGCUCAUCUGCCUGAAAAGAGAACUCAGGGCUGCUGAGCACUCAGAAUCCCUCGCUGAUGUAGAAGCUGAAAAAACACCAAACCUGCAACAACACAACUUCUACACUCUGGCAUUUGUGGUUUUAAUUUCAAACAUUCUUAUUGUGGUAGCUGUGAUGCUAAAGCAUCACAAACACCAGCGAGGAUACAGCUAUCAAAAUGUCCAGAGGUCACUUUAA
Messenger RNA from Vidua macroura (Pin-tailed whydah), 9120 nucleotides. RefSeq names its product deleted in malignant brain tumors 1 (gene DMBT1). The record is from RefSeq and is a predicted model, not a curated record. The transcript is spliced from 42 exons. NCBI's taxonomy places the organism in Eukaryota, Metazoa, Chordata, Aves, Passeriformes, Viduidae. Gene Ontology annotation, cellular component: membrane.